Molecule: messenger RNA, 3951 nt
Organism: Platichthys flesus (European flounder)
Lineage: Eukaryota; Metazoa; Chordata; Actinopteri; Pleuronectiformes; Pleuronectidae
Gene: peli1b
Product: pellino E3 ubiquitin protein ligase 1b
Exons: 7
Coding region: 628-1908 (426 amino acids)
Biological process (GO): regulation of Toll signaling pathway; protein K48-linked ubiquitination
Molecular function (GO): ubiquitin protein ligase activity; protein binding
Source: RefSeq, a predicted model, not a curated record
GGGUCAGCUGUGUGUGUUUACGCGGAGAUGCUCACAACAAAGGACGGAGCACCGAGGCACGGAGAGCCCGUGUCUGGAAACUCAGCGCCGGGGAGAGUCGCUGCUGCCGCGGCGGCCGUUCGUCGUGCCCUCGCUCCGGGAAGAGGAGGACGCUGAACACGGUGGAACCCUCAAUGGCGUCAGGGUUCGAUCCCCAGGUUUAGUUCUGUGAGGAGCUGGUGAACCGGGCUUCAGGGAAGAGGCGGAUCCGUGUGUGUGUGGGUCCAGGAGCCGGUGCAGCGUUAGCUUAGCCCGCUAGCCUCAGCAAGUUGUGGACGGAGCCCGGACCCGGACCCGGACGAGAGGAGCCGAGGAGCCGCAGAGCCGAGCCCCGGAGACACGUCCUCCGGAUCUCAGGCACGACAACCGCCGCGAGAGACCGACACAUGAAGCAUGAGAGGCUGGAGCUGAGGCUCAGCUGACCCUUCCCCUUCCUCCUCCUCCUCCUCUUCCUCCUCUUCACCCCUGGACCAUUCGAUCAGCACCUCCCUCCCUCGCCCUCCUCUCCCCGUCCUAUCUCCCGUCAACCUGUCGGAUCUCACCCGCCUCUCCUCCCCUCCUCCUCCAAGCCUCCAUCAGCCGUGCCCAAUGUACUCACCGGAGCAGGAAAACAUCUCCACCACCACCUCCACCAAAGUGCCAGCGAAGUAUGGAGAGCUCAUUGUGCUGGGGUACAAUGGCUCUCUGCCCAACGGGGACCGAGGUCGACGUAAAAGCCGUUUUGCACUUUGUAAGCGACCGAAGGCGAACGGGGUGAAACCCAGCACAGUCCACGUCGCCUGCUCUCCACAGGCAGCCAAGGCCAUUAGCAACAAAGACCAGCACAGCAUCUCCUACACUCUGUCUCGAGUGCAGACGGUGGUGGUGGAGUACACCCACGACCCCAACACAGACAUGUUCCAGAUCGGUCGAUCGACGGAGAGUCCCAUCGACUUCGUGGUGACGGACACGGUGGCCGGCAGCCAGAGCAACGCAGACACCCAGUCGGUGCAGAGCACCAUCUCCCGCUUCGCCUGCCGCAUCAUGUGCCAGCGCACGCCGCCUUACACCGCGCGCAUCUACGCAGCAGGGUUCGAUUCCUCCAAGAACAUCUUCCUGGGGGAGAAAGCUGCUAAGUGGAAGACGGCUGACAGCCAGAUGGACGGGCUGACCACGAACGGCGUGCUGGUGAUGCAUCCUCGACACGGCUUCACCCAGGACUCCAAGCCGGGCGUGUGGAGGGAGAUCUCCGUCUGCGGCAACGUCUUCACCCUGAGAGAAACCCGCUCAGCCCAGCAGCGGGGGAAGAUGGUGGACACUGAGAGUCAGGAGCUGGUGGACGGCUCGCUCAUCGACCUCUGCGGUGCGACGCUGCUGUGGCGCACGGCUGAAGGCCUGGCCCGCACCCCCACCCUGAAGCACCUGGAGGCCCUGAGGCAGGAGAUCAACGCGGCGCGCCCGCAGUGUCCCGUGGGCUUCAACACGCUGGCCUUCCCCUCCAUGCGCCGCAAGGACACGCCGGACGAGAAGCAGCCGUGGGUCUACCUCCACUGCGGCCACGUGCACGGCUACCACAACUGGGGCAACCACCGCCUGGAGAGGGAGGGGCGGGAGGGCCGGCACAGGGAGUGUCCCAUGUGCCGGACCAAGGGCCCCUACGUGCCGCUGUGGCUGGGCUGCGAGGCGGGCUUCUACGUGGACGCCGCCCCCCCCACUCACGCCUUCAACCCCUGCGGCCAUGUUUGCUCGGAGAAGACGGCGGCCUUCUGGAGUCAGAUCCCUCUGCCGCACGGCACGCACACCUUCCACGCCGCCUGCCCCUUCUGCGCCCAGCAGCUGACGGGGGAGCAGGGCUACGCCAGACUCAUCUUCCAGGGCCCGCUCGACUAGACGCCCAGCGGGGGGGCGCUCGGGCCGAAAACAGGGACCUGCUCGGAUUUGUUUUCUUUCCUCUGCGGUUAAGACACAAACUUUUUUCUGGACUUUUUUGUCUCUCUCUCAUUUUUAAGUGACCUUUGUAUUACUUUUUCAUGAAUGACGACAAAGAUUUCUAUAUUUUCACAUGAAACCAGAGACACAAAAACCAAACAAAGAACUGCUGGGUCAAACCCUCUCGGAAAAAUGAACUUUUAACAACAGUAUUUAUCGAAAUAACUAACGUGCGGUUUUUAUUCAUGUUUAUUGUUGCAAUAUCCAUCUGUGUACAUCUCUUAGAGCUAAUUUAAACAAAGAUGUUUAUUUAUGGUCCGUCGCUUCGUUCUUUAUCCGUCAGAUAAACGUCUACGCAUUUUAUUUUGAAACUUCAGCCUUUUGUUGGAUAUAAAGUUGUUGGUGUGUUCUGAGAGUUCCUUGUGCGUCCACCUCUCAGAUCUGUUUGUGGUAUUUAAACACAGCCUCCUCCUCUGGUGUGUGUCUGUGUGUGUGAGUCCACUCUCCAGUUGCACGUCUCUCCCAUCAGGCGUCACAUUCAAAGCAAUAGAUUUGGAACAGAAAACCUCCUGAAGCAUUAUGGGAAACUGAGUCUUCAGACAUCCCUCCCUUUAAAGUGCGAGUGAAACGUUUUCUGAGGGUGAGUGAGCUUCUUCUUUUUUUUACAGCAGCUAUGUAGCCAACGUCACACAGACUGUAAAUAAAACAAACAUCAGUUUGAAACGAAAAAAAUAACACAAACCUUCUUUUAUAGUUUAAUGAACAUUUACUCUGACCUUUUUAGUUCUGGGUUUUAUGAGCUGUACUGCAGCCAGCCACCAGGGGGCGGUCAUGGUGAUUUUGCUUCAUUUUAAGGGAGCUGUGUCAUCUUUAUACACAGUCUAUGCAGACACACACACACACACACACACACUCACACACACUCUAUAACCAGACCCUGUCAAAUACAUUUUAUUAUAUUAAAGGUUGAAAAGGAAUUUACUCAUAAGGAAACUCAAAGUACUCAAAUUAUUUAUACCUCAAAUAUCAGAACCCCACAACAACCUCCUGACUGUUCUGACAGAAAAUAAAGUAACACAAGUUUUCAGAAUCGUGAAAUGCUCCGUGUCAGUAAUAAUUAGAGGUUUUAUUUUGAAAAGCUCAGAUUACCUGCACUAUCUAGUGUUUCUAUCAGCUGUGAUUUGUUGUUUUGUGUGUUUUGAUCUCGUUCACAUGAAACAAUCGAGCAAAGAAACACAAACACUUCAAGUCACCGAACUCUACCUUUAUGGACGUGUGUGUUCACAUCAGGACUUUCUAUCCAUCCAAAGUAAAGAUCCGUCGUAAUGAAAACACAAUUUAUUUAUUUAUUAUAAAAAGCUGUUGAAGUGUUUUCCUGACACGAUGAAUUAAAGAUGAAUCUGGUUCAAGUGUUAAAUAAAACCCUGAAUUCAUCAGUUUGAGACUUCAGCUCUAAAUUCUCCACAACUCGUUAAUAUGCACGAAGCUCCUGCUGGUAUCCUGAGUGAGUGUGUGUGUCUGUGUGUGUGAGAGAGAGUGUGUGAGUGUUAUUUAUGUGUUCAUGAUGAUUGUAUGUGAACAGUUUGUGUGUUGGUCCGUUCACACACUUUUUCUCCACACACACACACAGCUCAUCAGUGUCCCUCAGUGCUCGGACUGCAACACACUAACUUACCUCAGGAAGAAAAGCAAUGACCUGUGUCACACACACACACACACACACAGACACAGACACACACUCUUCUAACGUCUUCUGAGGAAACCUCACAGAUGAAAACUCUUUUGUCUUUCGUCUCCUCUUGUCUUUUGUCCAUGUUUGUGUGUAAGGGCUUCACUCUCUCACUCUGUGCCGUGUUUACACCAACACACCCCCCCCCCCACACUCUUCUUCUUCUUCUGUCUGGCGUCUGUCUCCUCGAGCUUAUUAAGGCAAAAAGCAAAGAAUGUUUCCAGCGAACACGUUUUUGUAACAACUUUAAACAAUAAAGUGUAAAAGUGACUUCA